Molecule: messenger RNA, 544 nt
Organism: Lobosporangium transversale
Lineage: Eukaryota; Fungi; Mortierellomycota; Mortierellomycetes; Mortierellales; Mortierellaceae
Exons: 2
Coding region: 55-399 (114 amino acids)
Source: RefSeq, a predicted model, not a curated record
CAACAAACAGAAUGACACAUUUGUCAGUACAGAGUAGCCUGUACAUUAUAAAUAAUGAAUACAAGAGACCUUUUUUCUUUUCUUUUCUUUUCUUUUUUUAUUCAUUCUCUUUUUUCUUCCUUUCUUUUCUCAUUAAAUAAUCCCUUUUUGAAAAAAGAAAAAAAUUUAUCAAAGGUCGCAUUCAAAUUCAUUCUAGAAUUCAAUUCAAUUAAACACAUUGAUCAUUCUCUUCCUUAUCGUCCGUGCAAUUAUCCAUUCCUCUUUACCUUCUCUUCAACCCUCUUCUCUCUUUUCAUCCCCAUUCUAAUCAAAUUAACCAUUCUCUUUUCAUAUUUUCAUAUUCCUUUUUUAUACUUUAUAUUUAUUAUUCUUUUUGCUUACUCUCAAUCAUUAUCCUAAUCUCAAUUAUCCUCGACUUUAGCCCUGCCCCCCAUCUUUCCUUUUUUAUUUCACUAUUUAUUCUUGAUUUUACAAGUCCUAUUUUCCCUGCAGCAAAAUGUCUUCAGAAGCCGGUUUCUGUCAAUAGGAUCCUCUCCUCCACGCG